UUCCCGCGGCAACAAACGCGGCUUCGCCCAUUCUCAUUUCUCUCUCUCCAGAAAAAAAUAUACAUUUAUAUUAUAUUUUUUAUCAAUAAAAAAUCAAACGAAUAAAAUUUUCAUUUUCUUUUGUUUUUCUCGCUCUUGUUUCUCGGGAAAAUUGAUUUCACCGUAGUAGGAGCCAAGAAAAAUUCCGAACCCGUGAACUCUUUUUCCUACUACAAAUGCAAUUUCUCUCUCUCUCUCUCCCACACUCUCUCUGCUAAAGUCGCAAACACAACCACGACACACUGUUUCUGAAGUGAAGCAAUGAAGUUUCAGCCUCAGAUCUCGUGCUGAAUCAUCGAUCCGAGAGAGAGAGAUAGAGAGGAGUUGGAUUAUUGAUUCAUGGAACCGCGGAGAUGAAGUUCUACAUAUCGACGAGGGGGAUAAAGAGAGUGACGAUAUCGAACAGUGAGGGAAAGGGAUCGGCGAAGACGACGGCGGUGGCGGCCGGCUCCGGUCGCCGGAUAUCGGCUCGGACGGUGUUUCCGGUGGUGCUGGUGCUCGGGAUCGUGCUGCCGUUUCUGUUCGUGAGGAUCGCGAUCUUGAUGCUGGAAUCUGCUGCGGCGUGUUCCUCAUUGGAAUGUGCUGGGUGGAGGUUUUUCAGUGGAGUCGACACGUCCCUGGAACUCAGAGAUGAGCUGACCAGAGCGCUAAUAGAGGCAAAUGAUGGUAAUGUUAAUGAGGGAGCAGGGUCGUUCAAUGAACUUGUGAAAGAGAUGACCUCAAAACAAGACCUUAAGGCUUUUGCUUUCAAGACCAAAGCCAUGCUAUCACAGUUGGAACGCAAGGUACAAUUAGCGAGACAACAGGAGUCAGUUUAUUGGCAUCUAGCUUCUCAUGGUGUUCCCAAAAGUCUACAUUGUCUAUGCCUAAAGUUGGCUGAAGAAUAUGCUGUAAAUGCUAUGGCCAGAUCUCGUCUACCCCCUCCUGAAUUUGUAUCGCGCCUUGUUGACCCUACCUUUCACCACUUAGUUCUCCUAACUGACAAUGUCCUUGCUGCCUCUGUUGUUGUAACCUCUACAGUUGAAAGUUCAAUCAACCCAGAAAAACUAGUUUUUCAUAUUGUUACUGACAAAAAAACUUAUGCUCCAAUGCAUGCUUGGUUUGCUACCAAUUCUAUUAAAUCAGUUGUAGAAGUUAGGGGAUUACACCAAUAUGACUGGUCUGAAGAAGUGAAUGCUGGUGUUAAAGAGAUGCUGGAAACUAAUCACUUAAUUUGGAAGCAAUACUAUAAUAAGGAAAAGGACCUUGACUAUACUCAAGAGCAUAGCAGAUAUUUGGAGGCUUUAAGGCCCAGCAGCCUAUCCUUGAUGAAUCAACUCCGCAUUUAUUUGCCCGAGCUCUUUCCAGAUCUCAAAAAGAUAGUAUUCUUGGAUGAUGAUGUAGUAGUACAACAUGACAUAUCUUCUUUGUGGGAACUAGAUCUUAAUGGCAAAGUCAUUGGCUCUGUAUUGAAGUCGUGGUGUGGAGACGGCUGCUGCCCUGGAAGUAAAUACACAAACUAUUUGAACUUUUCACAUCCUCCCAUAUCAUCAAAGUUUGACGGUGAUCAGUGUGUAUGGCUCUAUGGCAUGAAUAUAUUUGAUCUUGAAGCUUGGAGGAGAACAAACAUAACGGAGACCUACCAUCAAUGGUUGAAAAUUAACCUCAAGUCCGGGAUGACGAUGUGGAAUCCAGGAGUGCUUCCACCUGCCUUCAUUGCAUUUGAGGGUCAUGUGCAUCCUAUAAGCUCAUCAAUGCUUGUGACUGAUUUAGGUUAUCGCCAUCAAUCAGCAGAAAUUAGCAAAGAGAAAUUGGAAGCUGCGGCUGUUAUUCAUUUCAGUGGCCCUGCAAAGCCAUGGCUUGAAAUUGGUUUCCCAGAGGUUCGAAGUUUAUGGAGUAGAUACGUAAAUAUCUCUAAUAAGUUUAUUAGGAGAUGUAGAAUUACAGGGUGAAGGAACAAAGUUUUUUCACCUGCAAUAUUUAUUGAGAUUGAAACAGUGAUACCGUAUGGGAUUUCAGAGGGAAGAAGGUUCUGCCUUCAGUCUCUGACUCAUACGCUCUGCACAGUUUGAUAUCAGUUACGCUAUGCCAUGUCCAUAUAAUAUAGUAAAUAGAUGAAGCUGCCACGCAAUACCCUACUAGAAGCAGUAUUUAUGGUUAAGAAAGAUAUAAGCAUCAUUGAUCUAGCUGCCUGACAAUACUGUGAAUUUCUUCAUCAAAAUUACUUUUUGAAGAGGAGAAAUUGUUUUGCAUUAUUUGAAAUUUCAGUUCGUUCAAGUCUUGGAAUGUAAACUCAGAUAAAUCACUUACCAUGCAGCUUGAGAGUUUAUCCAUGUUUGGAAACACGUUCCCCACCCAACAAAUCACGUCAAAUGGGUUAAAGACGUGAAAGCUAGAACUAAACUUCUAUGCAGAUGUGAAAAAUCCAUGUUCAUGAUGUGUGACCAAACACACUUCCCUUAGUCUAGUAAAUGCUUAUUCUACGAGCCAGUCAAAUUAGUUUGUGCAUUGCUUUACAUCACUUCCACUCGUUAUUCACUUUUUGUGUAUAUGGAGCUCGUUACACAAAAGACUAAAUAAAACAAGUUUAGCAUCUAUCCAUACUCCAGAUGUAACUGGUGUAAAAUCAGAGGCAGUGUUCAAAUAAACUCAUUUGAAAAAAGAUCUCAUGCUGUUCUUCCCUAUUUUGGUCCAGGGAUUGGCUCACAAAAGACAAUUUCUGUGGUUUGGCUCUUUAAAUGUCUGCUGUAGUAUUCUGCCAUUCGGUGUGGUCCUUGAUGACAUCUACCCUUCUGCAGUAGAUCACAAUGAAUGAAACGGCCGUGGAAUAUUAUGCAGCCAAAAUUGUUGAGUACUAUUACAUUGCUGAAAGCCCCAACACAAUUUAUUGAUUUGUGCACCCCUGUGAUUACUAAAGCUUUAUAUUGAGAAAUGACAACUAUAUGUGCCACAUAACAUGAUCCGGUAACUAUAUAUACCAAAUUUGGUCUCUGUUGCAAGAAGUCAAGAACUAGAGAAAGCAACAUUGAUAUCUAUCUGCUUGGGACCAUAUUAUGCAAAAUUUUCGAACUUGCUCAAAUCAACCACGUGGAGUUAUUUGCUCAAGGCUUUCAAGUUUCAACAUAGAAUGAAACAAGAUUUGAAUUUGCAAGUAUCGGAAUUUGUCUUUUGUGGAACGAGAAUUUUGACUUCUCUGAUUUCUUAUUGACAAUGGUUAAAAGAAAUUAAUGAAGAAAGAAAAGAAUCCCCACUCUAGCUCCACUUACACAGACUGUAUAGGUUGCCACAUGUGAUCUUCUGUUUCUCUUGCUUGUUCCAGGAACGUUGGGUUAACUUUCCAUGCAUGCCAGUUGUUUUCUCCAAAUUUGUUGCUUCUCUUACAUUUCAUGAUGAGGUGAAAACUUAUGAUAAUUGUUGGGUCCAAUUGUCCAUGUUUACUAUUAGGACAAAAUUUAGAUACAUUAUUUAUUUAUUUAUUUUUGGUGAAUUUCUCCUUAAAAAGUGAUGAUUCAAGAGCUAGGCUUAUCAGGCUAUAUGGACCAAGCUGUAAUCCCUCCACUGUCAAGAGCCAGGGGUGGUCGCUGCUAUGCGAAGCUAGCCUCCACUGUCAAGAUACAUUAUUUUUGCUUGUUAAGAAGUUAUUCGUAA
Molecule: messenger RNA, 3666 nt
Organism: Glycine soja
Lineage: Eukaryota; Viridiplantae; Streptophyta; Magnoliopsida; Fabales; Fabaceae
Product: probable galacturonosyltransferase 15
Exons: 6
Coding region: 393-1970 (525 amino acids)
Molecular function (GO): polygalacturonate 4-alpha-galacturonosyltransferase activity
Source: RefSeq, a predicted model, not a curated record